Messenger RNA from Blumeria graminis f. sp. triticale, 2736 nucleotides. The record is from the annotation of a GenBank genome assembly. Lineage: Eukaryota; Fungi; Ascomycota; Leotiomycetes; Helotiales; Erysiphaceae.
UCUUAUUUUACCGUAAGAUUUAAACAAGCUGCCCUGGAAUUCAACAAUCGAGAAACAAGCCAUUUAGUCGCUCUUUUUUUGGCACCUAGCAACGUUAUGGCUAAGCAGAACACCAUGUUUCGCUCAGCGGACAUGAGCAUGGUGCAGCUGUACAUCUCGAACGAAAUAGGGCGAGAGAUUGUUAAUGCCCUGGGAGAAAUUGGCCAGAUUCAGUUCAGAGAUUUGAAUUCUGAAAUUACGGCUUUUCAACGGACCUUUACUCAAGAGAUAAGGAGACUUGAUAAUAUCGAGAGACAGCUUCGCUACUUUUACUCACAACUUUCUCGAGCAGAAAUCCCAAUAAGAAAAAUUGAUCUUGACGUCGACAAUUUUGCUGCCCCAUCAACAUCUGAGAUCGAUGAACUAUCUGAUAGAAGUCAAAACCUUGAAAAGCGUAUCUCUUCCCUCAAUGAUAGCUAUGAGACGUUGAUGAAGCGGGAAACUGAACUCACUGAGUGGCGUUGGGUUUUGAGAGAAGCUGGCGGCUUCUUCGAUAGAGCACACGGAAAUGUCGAUGAAAUUCGGCGAAGCAAUGACAAUGAUGAUGCUCCACUACUUCAAGAUGUUGAACAAAACGUACAAGCCAACGCUGCAGAAGGGGCCCCAGAUCGUAGCUUCUCUGUCAUGAACAUUGGAUUUGUCUCCGGUGUCAUUCCUCGGAAUAGAGUCGCUGCCUUUGAAAGAAUAUUAUGGCGCACCUUGAGAGGAAACUUAUAUAUGAAUCAGUCUGAGAUCCCAGAAACUCUUGUGGAUACAACAAAUAAUGAAGCUAUUAAUAAAAAUGUCUUCGUUAUAUUUGCGCAUGGAAAAGAGGUACUGGCCAAGAUUAGAAAGAUAUCGGAAUCUCUCGGUGCAGGCUUAUAUCAUGUCGACGAAAAUAGUGAUUUAAGACGUGAUCAAAUUCAAGAGGUAAAUGCUCGCAUGGAGGAUCUUGGAAAUGUUCUCAGCAACACCAAGAAAACUUUGGAUGCCGAACUCACUCAAAUUGCUCAAAGUCUUGCCGCCUGGAUGGUUAUAAUCAAGAAAGAAAAGGUCAUCUACCAAACACUUAACAUGUUCUCAUAUGACCAUGCCAGAAAGACUUUGAUUGCUGAAGCAUGGUGCCCAACAAACUCCUUACCACUUAUUCAAUCUACACUACUUGACGUCAACAAUCGAGCUGGGCUCUCAGUGCCAUCUAUUAUUAACGAGAUUCGAACAAAUAAAACACCGCCAACUUAUCAAAAGACGAAUAGGUUUACUGAAGGUUUCCAGACUAUCAUUAACGCCUAUGGAACCGCCAAAUACCAAGAAGUUAAUCCAGGACUUCCAACCAUAGUCACCUUCCCAUUUUUGUUCGCAGUCAUGUUUGGAGACAUGGGACAUGGCUUCUUUAUGUUCUGUGCUGCAGCUGCCAUGAUCUACUGGGAAAAACCCCUUAAAAAGGUACGAGAUGAGAUAUUUUCAAUGGCAUACUACGGAAGGUAUAUAAUGUUAAUGAUGGGACUCUUUUCCAUGUACACCGGGCUAAUCUACAACGAUGUCUUCUCAAAAUCUCUCACACUUUUUCCAAGUGCCUGGGAAUGGAAAAUUCCAGAAGGAUGGCAGGAAGGACAAACGGUUGAAGGACAGCUUAAAGGCAGCUACCGAUACCCCUUUGGCCUUGACUGGAUGUGGCACGGUACAGAAAAUGACCUUUUGUUCGCAAACAGCUAUAAGAUGAAGUUAAGUAUCCUAAUGGGGUGGUGCCACAUGACGUAUUCACUAUGUCUAUCUUAUAUUAAUGCUCGCCACUUUAAAACACCCAUUGACAUCUGGGGCGUCUUUGUUCCCGGAAUGAUCUUUUUUCAGGCCAUAUUCGGGUAUUUAGUUUUCACCAUAAUUUUCAAGUGGUGCAUCGAUUGGUAUGCCAUCGGACAGUCACCUCCUGGACUACUUAAUAUGUUAAUAUACAUGUUUCUGUCCCCUGGCACUAUAGAGGACCCACUCUACGGAGGCCAGGCAGGUGUACAGAUUUUUCUCGUUCUAAUCGCCGUCUUCCAGGUUCCGAUUUUGCUAUUUCUCAAACCAUUUUAUCUUCGUUGGGAACACAACCGUGCUCGAGCUAAAGGUUACAGAGGCAUCGGUGAACGUUCUCGAGUCAGCGCCUUAGAAGGGGAAGAUGAUGAAAGCAACAAUUAUGGUGGUAGAAUAAGCAUGGAAAGCGACGACGAAGAUUCUGGCCUCGUAGCUCGUGAUAAUGAAGACGAUGAACAUGAGGAGUUCGAAUUUGGGGAGGUUAUGAUUCAUCAGGUCAUUCAUACAAUCGAAUUCUGCUUAAAUUGCGUAUCCCACACAGCCUCGUAUCUGCGGCUUUGGGCACUUUCACUUGCUCAUCAACAGCUUUCUGUCGUUCUAUGGAGUAUGACCCUUGCCAUUGGUCUUAGUGGCAAAACUUCUGGAAUCAUCGGAGUCUUUACCCUCGUUGUAACAUUUUUUGCUUGGUUCUUUCUCUCAAUAGCAGUCCUAGUUGUCAUGGAGGGUACGAGUGCUAUGCUGCAUAGUUUGCGUCUUCAUUGGGUAGAAGCUAUGAGUAAACAUCUAAUGGGGGAUGGAAUUCCGUUCGAGCCAUUAUACUUUAAGCAGAUGCUCGAGGAAGACGAAGCAGCUGCUGAAAUCACUUUCAAGAGUACUUUUCUGAGGCCCUACAGUCCUCAACUAUUACAUUGUCUCUUGUAG